UAUCAGCUGUUCUCGUUGGAAUAUCGCUAUCUGGCCAUCGGGCGUUGUACGGAACGCAGGAACCCGAGGCCCCCACGUAAUCACGCGAGUGAAGCAUUUGUGCAAUCGAAGUGAGAAACUUCAGGCACUAAACGAUUGCGCGACGAUCGUCGGUGAUCAUCAAAUCCUCCAGCUACUCCGGAUUCUGACGGGCAACGGGAAGCAUCGUGUUUGAUUGGUAGUGCCGCGGUAGUUACAUAACGUUAAGAUUGUGCUCGACCGUAAAGUGAUCCGCCGAACAUGGCAAGAAACAUUCUAAACAUUGCCAAAUAUACCGGAACGAUUCUCGGUCGGCAGCAGUGCCGCUGCUUUUCGGAUGCCUCGGCACAGUUUCCUAAAAUUACGACCCAUUACACGAUAAAACCACGAGACAAGGACUCGCGAUGGACGGAGGUCGACAUGGAACGAUUCGUCGAUGAGGCGGACAUCCUUAUCGUCGGUGGAGGACCGGCCGGUCUUUCUGCCGCUAUUCGCGCGAAACAGAUAGCAACAGAAAGCGGCCAAGAGUUGCGAGUGUGCUUGGUGGAGAAGGCAGCCGAGGUCGGGGGCCACAUACUGUCCGGUGCCUGUCUUGAUCCGGUAGCACUGAACGAACUGAUACCGGACUGGAAAGACAAGGAAGCUCCACUAAACACACCGGUAACACACGAUAAAUUUUCCUACCUCACCGCGUCCGCCAAGCUACCGAUUCCCGUAUUUCCGGGAUGGCCGAUGGAUAACCGAGGAAACUAUGUGGUCCGGCUCGGGCACGUUGUCGCCUGGCUAGGCCAGCAGGCAGAAGCGCUCGGCGUCGAAAUAUAUCCCGGAACGGCGGCCGCUGAAGUGCUGUUCCACGAAGACGGUUCCGUGAAGGGUGUUGCAACUGGCGACGUUGGAAUAGCGAAGGAUGGUGCACCGAAGGACACGUUCGCACGGGGCAUGGAACUGCACGCCAAGACGACGAUCUUUGCCGAAGGUUGCAGAGGGCAUCUGUCGAAACAGCUAAUGGCCAAGUUCGGGUUAAACGCCCAAAACGAACCACAAACGUACGGCAUCGGACUGAAGGAGGUUUGGGAAAUUCAACCCGAAAACCACCAUCCCGGGCUGGUGGAACAUACGAUCGGGUGGCCACUCGACAAGAACACAUACGGUGGUUCCUUUCUGUACCACCUGAACGAACCGACGCCACUGGUGGCCGUCGGGUUUGUGGUGGGGCUCGAUUACGUCAACCCGUACCUAAGUCCGUUCCAGGAGUUUCAACGCUUCAAAACACACCCGAAAGUGCGUGGUACGUUCGAGGGUGGCAAUCGCAUCGCUUACGGUGCCCGGGCGUUGAAUGAGGGCGGUUUUCAGAGCAUUCCUAAACUCACGUUCCCUGGCGGUUGUUUGGUUGGUUGUGCGGCCGGUUUCAUGAAUGUGCCACGCGUCAAGGGAAGUCAUUACGCGAUGAAGAGCGGUAUGUUGGCAGCGGAGAGCGCGUGCGACGCGAUCCUUUCUGGUGCGGCACAGGAAACAGUUGGACUGGAACCGAAACAUUAUCCGGAACGCAUCAAAGAAUCGUACGUGUGGAAGGAUCUUUACAAAGUGCGCAAUUCUCGACCCAGUUUCCACACGGGUCUUGGGCUGUACGGAGGAGUGGCUUACAGCGGUUUCAGCAUUCUUGUUGGAGGCCGCGAACCAUGGACCCUACACCACGGUUCUCCCGAUCAUGCCCGCCUUCGGCCAGCCAAAGAGUGCCAACCGAUUGAGUAUCCAAAACCGGACGGAAAGAUUACGUUCGAUCUGCUCUCGUCAGUCGCCCUGACCGGCACCAAUCACGAGGGUGACCAGCCUGCUCAUCUGACGCUCCGCGAUGAUACGAUACCGGUGGCGAAUAAUCUUGCAAUCUACGAUGGUCCCGAGGCGCGCUUCUGUCCUGCCGGUGUAUACGAGUUUGUGGCGAAUGAUGAAGGUGGCAACAUGAAGCUGCAGAUUAAUGCUCAAAACUGUAUCCAUUGCAAAACGUGUGACAUUAAGGAUGUGACCCAAAACAUCAACUGGGUUGUCCCGGAAGGUGGUGGCGGACCUGCCUACAAUGGAAUGUGAGCAGCACAACAGGUUGUCGAAAUUUCGUUAUGUCUCUGCAAGGCGCGAGCUGUGUGCCGAGUCGAAUUUAUUUUUGUAAGCAAUAAAGUUGUCCGUGUACAAGUGAAAGCCUCCGCGGUGUGGAAUGGACUAUUUUUC
Anopheles bellator is the source of this 2241-nucleotide messenger RNA. It is a transcript of the gene Etf-QO, whose product is annotated as electron transfer flavoprotein-ubiquinone oxidoreductase, mitochondrial. The record is from RefSeq and is a predicted model, not a curated record. The transcript has 4 exons. Gene Ontology annotation, biological process: electron transport chain. Lineage: Eukaryota; Metazoa; Arthropoda; Insecta; Diptera; Culicidae. Bases 280 to 2103 code for a protein of 607 amino acids. Gene Ontology annotation, cellular component: mitochondrial inner membrane. Gene Ontology annotation, molecular function: iron-sulfur cluster binding; electron-transferring-flavoprotein dehydrogenase activity.